This is a messenger RNA of Pygoscelis adeliae (Adelie penguin), 4842 nucleotides long. It is a transcript of the gene CTNND1, whose product is annotated as catenin (cadherin-associated protein), delta 1. Gene Ontology annotation, cellular component: nucleus; cytoplasm; adherens junction. Gene Ontology annotation, molecular function: cadherin binding. The record is from RefSeq and is a predicted model, not a curated record. Lineage: Eukaryota; Metazoa; Chordata; Aves; Sphenisciformes; Spheniscidae. Gene Ontology annotation, biological process: cell-cell junction assembly; cell-cell adhesion.
UACCUGCCCUACCUUCUGUUUUGAGAUCACUCGUGUGAUUUUUGACCUCUUCUCCUGCUGUCCCUGCAGCUCUCUUCCCUCCUGCUUCCUCACUGUGGUGGCUGGGCUAUUUCUCCCAUGACUCUCUGCGUCUAGACCUGGCUGUCCUGUGCCUUUGCCAAUCAAACCCGAGCUUCCUCUUCUAACAGUGAAGAGAGGGGCUCCUGCCCUUCUGGGUCACUUUUCUUCCCCUCACUUUGACACCAAGCCGCCACCGCUUGUGCUUCCCUGUGCCCUCUGCCCCCGCCCUGCCCGUCCUGGGCACCCAUCACCCAUGGAUGACUCGGAAGUGGAGUCGACCGCCAGCAUCCUUGCCUCUGUCAAGGAGCAGGAGGCACAGUUUGAGAAGCUGACCCGGGCGCUCGAGGAGGAACGGCGCCAUGUCUCAGCCCAACUGGAACGAGUCCGGGUCUCCCCACAGGACGCCGGCCCGGGCUUGGCCAACGGCACUCUCACCCGGCGGCACCAGAACGGCCGUUUCUUGGGCGAUGCUGACCUGGAAAGGCAGAAAUAUCCAGAUCUGAAGCUCAACGGGCCACAGGACCACAGCCACCUCUUGUACAGCACAAUCCCCAGGAUGCAGGACCCGGGCCAGAUUGUGGAGGAGACGUACACCAUGGAGGAGGACCCAGAAGGGGCUAUGUCAGUCGUGUCUGUGGAGACAUCAGAUGAUGGGACAACCCGGCGUACAGAGACCACGGUGAAGAAAGUGGUGAAGACUGUGACCACGCGGACGGUGCAGCAGGUGCCUGUGGGGCCUGAUGGGUUACCUUUGGAAACCUCCCCCGUCACCAGCAACUACGUCCAGACCAUGGACAGGAACUUCCGCAAGAAUGGCAAUGGGGGCCCUGGCAGCUACCUGAGCCAGCCGGGCACAGCCACUCUCCCUCGUAACUACCACUAUCCCGACGGCUAUGGCCGCCCCUACGAGGUGUCCCGUGUCACCCGCAUUGACGAGCGCUACCGCCCUUCCAUGGACACCUACCGGGCCCCCAGCCGCCAGGACAUCUAUGGCCCCCAGCCUCAAGUGCGUGUCGGGGGCAGCAACAUGGACCUCAACCACUUCCACCCCAAGCCAUAUGGCCUGGAGGAUGACCAGCGCAGCGUGGGCUUUGAAGAUGUGGACUACGGGCUUAUGUCUGACUACGGCACGGCCAGGCGGGCAGGGACCCCAUCUGAUCCUCGGCGGCGGCUCAGGAGUUACGAAGACAUGCUGGUGGAUGAAGUGGCCCCUGACCGGUACUACUGGGCCCCCCUGGCUCAGCACGAGCGGGGUAGCUUGGCUAGUCUGGACAGCCUGCGGAAGGGAGGUCCGGCCCCAGGUAACUGGCGCCAGCCAGAACUGCCGGAGGUCAUAGCCAUGCUGAGCUUCCGGCUGGAUGCCGUCAAGUCCAAUGCAGCUGCCUACCUGCAGCACCUCUGCUACCGUAAUCCUGUGCUGGUGGGGUUGCUAGACCACCCCAAGAAAGAGGUGCACUAUGGUGCCUGUGGAGCCCUCAAGAACAUCUCCUUUGGCAAGGACCAAGACAAUAAGAUUGCCAUCAAGAACUGCGAUGGGGUACCUGCUCUGGUGCGCCUGUUGAGGAAGGCCCAUGACAUGGACCUCACAGAGGUCAUCACAGGAACACUGUGGAACCUGUCCUCGCACGACUCCAUCAAGAUGGCCAUUGUGGAUCAUGCACUGCAUGCCCUGACCGAUGAGGUUGUCAUUCCCCACUCAGGCUGGGAGCGGGAACCCAAUGAGGACUCGAAACCCCGCCAUAUUGAGUGGGAGUCAGUGCUCACCAACACCGCCGGCUGCCUUAGGAAUGUGAGCUCAGAGCGGAGCGAGGCCCGUCGGAAGCUGCGGGAAUGUGACGGGCUGGUGGAUGCCCUGAUUUACAUCGUCCAGUCUGAGAUAGGCCAGAAGGACUCAGACAGCAAGCUGGUGGAGAACUGUGUGUGCCUGCUGAGAAACUUGUCCUACCAAGUCCACCGUGAGAUCCCCCAUGCCGAGCGCUACCAGGAGACACCUCUGGCCCCUGCCAACAACGCUGGGCCCCAUGCCGCAAGCUGCUUUGGUGCCAAGAAGGGCAAAGACGAAUGGUUCUCCAGAGGUAAAAAGCUCCCAGAAGAUCCUGGUGCCGAUACAGUGGAUUUUCCCAAAAGAACAACUCCAGCCAAAGGUUACGAGCUCCUCUUCCAGCCAGAAGUGGUCCGGAUAUACAUCUCCCUUCUAAAGGAAAGCAAGACUCCAGCCAUCCUAGAAGCUUCGGCAGGAGCCAUUCAGAACCUAUGCGCUGGCAGUUGGACGUAUGGCCGGUACAUCCGCUCGGCGCUGCGCCAGGAGAAGGGACUCUCCGCCAUUGCUGACCUCCUGACCCAUGACAGCGAGCGAGUGGUGAAAGCAGCAUCGGGAGCCCUGCGCAACCUGGCUGUCGACUUGCGUAACAAAGAGCUGAUAGGUAAACAUGCCAUCCCCAACCUAGUGAAGAACCUGCCUGGAGGCCAGCAGACCCCAGCCAAAAACCUCUCUGAGGACACAGUGGUGUCAAUCCUCAACACCAUCAAUGAAGUAAUUGUAGACAACCUUGAGGCUGCCAAGAAGCUGCGGGAAACGCAGGGGAUUGAGAAGUUGGUGCUGAUCAACAAAUCUGGAAACCGCUCAGAGAGAGAAGUCCGAGCAGCUGCCCUCGUCUUGCAGACAGUCUGGGGAUAUAAAGAGCUGCGGAAGCCCCUGGAGAAGGAAGGCUGGAAGAAGUCAGAUUUCCAGGUGAGCCUGAGCAAUGCCUCUCGGACCCAGGGAGGCAACUCGUUUGAUGACAGCACCUUGCCUCUCAUCGACAGGAACCAAAAAACAGACAAGAAAUCCUCCCGGGAGGAGAUCCAGAUGAGCAACAUGGGACCAGACAACUAUUCCACACUCAAUGAGAGGGACCACAGCAGGACACUGGACCGAUCUGGUGACCUCGGAGAUAUGGAGCCAGUGAAGGCAGCACCGUUGAUGCAGAAGAUCUAGCUGCCGUCCCCACCUCCACUCAGUUUGGGUUGAUAAUAUAUUAUAUAUAUAAAUAUAUAUAUAACUCUUCAUGAUGAAAUGGACCAACUUUUACCUUGUCUUAUUUUUUGGAUUUUUUGCUGGACUGUUUGUGCCAACUAGCCAGCCAAAUAACUGGGCCUGAUCCCCCAGGGGCAGCCCGGGCUGCUCUGCCUCCUCUAGACCGCUGCACCUCCCUGUUUUGGGACACCUCAACCAAUAACUCUUCCUCCCUGUCCUCCACCACCUCCUUCUUCCAGAGAGUAAAACCCUCCUGCCUGACUCUGCCGGAUUGACCGGUGUGGAUGCUGCAAAAGGACUCUGGAUCUCUGCCUUGACCAGGAACUGCCUUCUUUCCCAUGCCUUCCCUCUGGAGACGUCUGCAGGGACAGAGACUGGGACCUCACUUGCCGCCUUUUUUGUUUGUUUGUUUUGGGUUUUUUGUUGCCUAUAGGAUAUAUUUUUGUGCGGGAUCGCUCUUCAACCAGGGCUGUGGGGACAACAGGAGCAUCCCUCCCUGGUGGCGGCAGGACCAGGGUGAGGGGGGCUGGAGUCAUGGGGGGGUGAGGGGAAGGAAAAACAGCAAUAAGUUCUCUUGCUUUGCUCUAGAUGAGGUUUUGGGGGCAUGGGAAGGGGGAUCUGGCUCUGGAUCCUGCGGAGGGGUCUGGAUGGGGCCGCUGGCCCCCACCCCAUGACUGUGUGAGGAGGGAUCCUUAUGUGGGGAAGAUGGUCAGCGUGGGGGGCUUGGGAUGGGCCUCCCUGUGCAGGAGGCGAUGGGUCCCUGUGGAAGGAGGAGAUGCGGCAGGGCUUUUGGGGAGAGGCAGGCUUCUUGGGGCGCACUGUGUGCCAGGUGUGAGGAGCAGGCGCUGGCGGGGCUGCAAGUGGGUAGAGCCAGGAUCCCCUCUCUCACCCCCACGCACCAGCUGCCUGUGGCGGUGCCCCUCUGACUUUCUCUUGACAUGUGCCUUUCUUUUGCCACUGUGAAAUAGCUCUUUUGAAUCGUACUGUCUGGCUUCUUUGCUGGGCAAGGGGUGUUUCCUGGGCUUCCAGCAGGGCUGAGCGCUUCCCUUCCCUGCUGGGAGCCUUAACUGUCUGCAGUGGGGCUGGAAGCCUGUUUUGGGGGGGAUCCCAGCUACCCUGCCCUCACUGAUGGGGUGCAGGGCUCUCAUCUGCAUCCUGUCCUGGGGAGACUAGGUUGCCACAUGAGCUAGGACAUACGUAUACUCCUCCUCUUCUCUGCUGUGGUAGUGGGGAGCACAUCUAAGUGCUGUGAUCUUUUGGGGAGCCCUUGGGCUCCCUAUGCAACUGGAAGCCUCUCUAGGAGGCUGCAAACUGGAGCAGGAGCCCUCCCCAGCCUGGGGCUCCCCCUGAACCAUAGGCUCAUGUGGGGAGCGGGGAGGCUGCAGCAGGCAGAACUGGUGCCUUGCUCCUCCCUGCUCCUCUACCUGAAAGCACCUCCCAGCUCUGGCUGAGCCCUCCCUGGCUCCAGCCCCACCUCAGCUCAGUUUGGUUUUGUUCUGGGGUCUAACUUCUCUUUUCAUUUAAAUAUGUAAAACACUAAUUCCUUUUUUUUAAUUUUUAAUUGCAAAUGAACCAAAAAAAGGUUACCCCCUUCUCUCCUCCCCUGCCCUGGCUCUCCUGGGCCACCCCUGCCCUGGCGGGGAGUGGGGCUAGGGAGGAGGGGAGCAGGGAGCAACAAGCAGUUCCUUGUCUGAUUCCUGUGCACACUCUUGUAACGCUUUUAAAACAAAAUGAUUUUUUUAUAUAAAUAAAGUUUUUAAAGUGUG